Messenger RNA from Quercus robur (English oak), 2862 nucleotides. RefSeq names its product probable disease resistance protein At1g58602. Gene Ontology annotation, molecular function: ADP binding; protein binding. Bases 1 to 2862 code for a protein of 953 amino acids. The record is from RefSeq and is a predicted model, not a curated record. The transcript has a single exon. Gene Ontology annotation, biological process: defense response to other organism. NCBI's taxonomy places the organism in Eukaryota, Viridiplantae, Streptophyta, Magnoliopsida, Fagales, Fagaceae.
AUGGCAGACAGUGUUGUGAGUUUCUUGUUGCAGAACCUGACUCAGUUGCUCACCCAAGAAUCAAAAUUGCUAGGUGGAGUAGAGGAUCAAGUCAAAUUGCUUAAGAACGAGCUGUCUCUGAUCAACGUCUUCCUCCAAAAUACUGAAGGGAAACGACAUGACAAGUUGGUGAAGGAGGUAGUGAGCCAAAUCAGGGACGUAGCCUAUGAGGCUGAGGAUGUUAUUGAUACAUUCAUCACAACUGUGACAAAGCACAGAAGAAGAAGAAGCAAGCUGAGGAAGUUAAUCCAUUCCUGUGACCGAGCAAUCGCAUUUCACGAGGUUGCAAGCAAGAUAGAGAGCAUCAAGAAUAUCAUCAAGGAAAUUUAUGAAAAUAGGAGCAAGUACGGCAUAGAAAUAGCUGAAUCAUCUGGAGGAGAUGCAGAAGUGGAGGAGAUUCUGCACCGACGCAGGAGAUAUGUAGAGGAAGGUCAAGUGGUGGGCUUCGAUCAUGACACAGGGCUAUUGGUGAAGCGGCUUAUCGAAGGGAGUUCACAACGUAAUGUUGUUUCAAUCAUUGGCAUGGGUGGCUUAGGUAAGACCACUCUUGCUAGGAAGAUCUACAACAACAAUCAUGUCAAGAAUUACUUUGACUUCCUUGGGUGGGUUUAUGUAUCUCAAGAAUAUAGAAUCAGAGAUCUGUUGCUUGAAAUGUUGAAGGAUUUGAUACCAGUGCCAAGAGUGGUGUUGAGAGCCGAAUUGAAAGAGGAAUUAGUCCACGAUUUGGAAGCUAUGUAUCGUUCAAAUGAUAAAUUGAAAGGGACAAUGAAAGUGAAGUUGGAAAUCAGUAUCAAUGAAAUGAAUGAUGAAGAAUUCAGAAAGGCAUGGCUUGGGUUCUUGGAAUCCAUACUAGACCAUGACUUGAAAAAGUUAUUGUCAGGCUACGUGCAAGAUUUUUACCGCAAGAAUGGUGUACGAUUGCAAGAUAUGUCUGAAAAUGAAUUAAAAAGUUUGCUGCUUGAAUGCUUGAAAAAUAAGAGAUACCUCCUUGUCAUAGACGACAUUUGGAAAACUGAAGCAUGGAAUGAGGUAAGUUCAGCAUUUCUUGAUAACUUGAGUGGAAGUAGAAUAUUGAUCACUAGCCGAAUAAAAGAAGUGGCAGUACAUGCAAGUAGUCUUAAUAGUACUCAUGUUCCCCCUUAUGAAAUCCCAUUUCUUAAGGAAGAUAAAAGUUGGGAACUCUUCACUAAGAAGGUGUUCCGAGGAGCUACAUGUCCUCCAGAACUUGAAACUCUAGGGAGACAAAUUGUGAAAAGUUGUCAUGGUCUACCACUUGCUAUUGUGGUAUUGGGGGGUCUUUUGGCGAAUAAGGAAAAAACUCAUCGAACAUGGUCAAAAUUGAUUGGCCAUGUCAAUUGGUAUCUGGGUCAGGAUACAUCAUCUUGUAGAGACAUAUUGGCUCUAAGCUACGACUACUUACCUCGACGCUUGAAACCAUGUUUUCUAUAUCUUGGUAUCUACCCUGAAGACUUUGAGAUACCUAUGAGGCAACUAAUCCGACUUUGGAUAGCCGAGGGAUUCAUACAACAAACUAGAAACAGAAAUAUGGAGGAUGUUGCUGAAGACUACUUGGAGGAACUCAUUGAUCGAAGCCUGAUUCAAGUGGCAACAAAAAGGUUAGAUGGAGGUGUCAAAACAUGUCGUAUACAUGAUCUUCUACGGGACCUUUGUAUAUCAGAGAGCGCUGAAGAGAAGUUUCUUGAGGUUCACUCGGAUGUUAAACUUUCACCCAUGUGCAAAUCUCGUAGAAUUUCCAUCCAUUAUGCCAAUUAUCUAGACAUUUCUUCCAACCCUUGUGAGCCUUCAAAUUGUCGUUCUUUAAUAAGCUUUGGGGGGGUUGACACACUAGAGAUUCCUCUUGAUAAGAGCUACUUGAAACGGCUAUGCAAAAGUAACAAGUUGGUUCGGGUGGUAGAGCUCAUGAAUAUGGGCAUUUGUUGCUUAAUCCCCAAUGAGAUUGAAAACCUGAUCCUUUUGAGGUACUUGAGCAUUCAAUCUUGUAGGCUUCAUGUGAUUCCAGAUUCCAUAUGCAACCUUUGGAAUCUAGAGAUGUUGGACAUGAGAAAUUCUACAAUAAAAUCAAAAUUCUUGCCCAAGGGGAUAUGGAAGUUACAAAAAUUGAGGCAUUUGUAUCUAAAUGGGUCUACAUGCCUACCUAGAACUGACAAUAGAGUGGGUUUACCCAAUCUUCAGGUCCUUACUGGUAUAGUUAUAAAUCAAGUCAUUGAAAGUCUCUUUGCCAAGGCCAAAUUUCCUAGUGUUAGAAAAUUAGGAUUGUAUUCUUUAGGAUUGACGGAUUCAACAAAGUCAGGGCUUUUGACAAGCCUCCUUCCCUUGCGUCAUCUACAAACUUUGAAAACUUAUAGGCUUAGUGAGUUUUCAAGACCAAUUUCAGUCGAGUUAACCCUCACGAAGAUAACCAUAGUAUGCACAAGCUUAUCUUCAGGCGUCAUGAGGGUGUUGAGUAGCCUUACCAACCUUCGAGUACUCAAACUAGUAGGAACUAUCAAUGAAGGAGUCAGUAAAAUGACUGUGAAUUGCGAUGAAAAUAGUUUUCAUCAACUCGAAAUCUUUAAAAUGGCAAACGUAGAUGUUUCAGAAUGGACUAUGGGGAAAGGUGCAAUGCCAAGCCUUCAACGUUUGGUCAUCGAGCGAUGCGAGUUUUCUGAGAUGCCCCUCAACAAACUAUGGCGCUUAACUGCUUUGCAGGAUGUGGAAGUUUUACAUCCCUCUCCAAAAUUGGCAAUGAUGCUUAAACGAUUGCAGAUGAGGGAUGGAUGUAAGCUCUAUGUCUAUCCACCUCUGGACCCAACUACUAAUUGA